This is a messenger RNA of Chiloscyllium plagiosum (whitespotted bambooshark), 1679 nucleotides long. Its product is annotated as S-phase kinase-associated protein 1. Gene Ontology annotation, biological process: ubiquitin-dependent protein catabolic process. The record is from RefSeq and is a predicted model, not a curated record. Lineage: Eukaryota; Metazoa; Chordata; Chondrichthyes; Orectolobiformes; Hemiscylliidae.
GGCAGUGGUAGGGCCUCCCCUGUAGGGCGGUCGGAACUGCGCCAGGAGAGUGUUGUGAAGACCGGGAGUGGCUUGUGUACACCGGUAAAGGGAAAUGGCCAUGCAAAUGGCUCUGAAUGGCAAGGGACGGGAAUGUAAAUUCCUUACAUUCUACCUGUAACACAGAGACAUCCCACCCUAGUCUCGGAGCAUCCAAAUUCCUGCAGAUGCCAUCAAUUAAACUCCAGAGCUCUGAUGGAGAAAUAUUUGAAGUUGAUGUGGAGAUAGCAAAGCAGUCUGUGACAAUCAAGACCAUGUUGGAGGAUUUGGGAAUGGAUGAUGAAGGUGAUGAUGAUCCUGUUCCACUUCCAAAUGUCAAUGCUGCAAUUCUCAAAAAGGUGAUUCAGUGGUGCACUCACCAUAAGGAUGAUCCUCCUCCUCCUGAAGAUGAUGAGAACAAAGAAAAGAGAACAGAUGAUAUUCCAGUAUGGGAUCAGGAGUUCCUCAAAGUAGAUCAGGGAACACUAUUUGAGCUAAUUCUGGCUGCAAAUUAUUUGGAUAUUAAAGGUCUGCUUGAUGUGACGUGCAAAACAGUAGCAAAUAUGAUCAAAGGUAAAACUCCAGAAGAAAUUCGUAAGACUUUCAACAUCAAAAAUGACUUUACUGAGGAAGAAGAAGCCCAGGUUCGUAAAGAGAAUCAGUGGUGUGAAGAAAAAUAAAGGUCCCUGUCCUCGAUAAUUCUCUAACCCGCUGAAAGAAUUUUCCAGUUGCUGUUGCACUGCACUGUUUUGUAAAUGUUUAAUAUUUGGAAAAUUCGACAAAAGGAAAAAAAAGCAUUUAAUUGCAUGAUGUUUCCUUACUUGUUCAGAGCAGUAUGUUCUAAGCUCUAUUGUUAUUACACUAGGAUUGGAAGUGACAUCCAGCUUUACACCACAUGAUUCAUUGUAGGAGUUUGACUUCAAGAGGAUUAGAAUGUCUCUGUGUCAUUAAAUCUAAAUAGUGUGGUCUAGACAAAAAUCCUUUAAUACAGUUGGCAUAUCUGAUUUUCAUGUAAUCUAGUCUAGAAGACAGCAGGAUAUGCAUUAAGGGGGUUUUGUUCAGUGAUUGACAGCAAAUUCACCCCUGUUUUAAGCAAUUGAACUAUCAUUUGCUUCUUUACCAAUAAUUGCACAAUAAUUUGAAGAGAUUUGCAGCAUGAAGGGUACGGCCAGAUUAUCCACGGUAAUUUUAAAAAUUGAUUGAGACAAUUCUCCUUUCUGUGUGGGUUCAAGUACAGAGCACAUUCUUUACACUGUAACCAGAAUUGUGACUUGCUUCUAUAUCCAAGAAUUACUGUGGACCCGUUUUCCCAUUUAGUAUUUGUAUUCUGAUUUUUGAAUAUUUUAGAAGUACAGUUCUCUUCUGAUUAAAGUAAGUUUCACUUUCUUGCACCGGCUGCCCUCCUCUGCUUCACUUUUUUGCUGAAAAGUACCUGAUAAUCAGAAAGUAGUGUAAGUUUCAUUGAACAGCAGUGCUACUGAAAGACUCCCUAAUAGAGUUAUGGGAGCUCCAACCUUUACAGGCCAUUUACUUGUUUAGAUUUGUUAUUUACUUACUUGUUCUGUACAGUGUACUUGACUGCAAUUACAAAUUAAAAUACUCCAAUUUCUCUGCUUGUGAUUUGUUGUCUGUUGAUCAAUAAAAUGUAUCUAUAAAUUGCA